AUGGCAGAGUGCAACGGAUAUCGGCAACCGGAUUACCCAAGAUGGGCAGCAGGACAUCCUCCACGACCUCCCCGACGCAAGCCACACAAGGAAAGGGGUGUCUCCUCGAUUGUAGAAUGGCUAUGGAACAUAUAUGCUCAAAGGAAACCUGUAGACUUGGAUUUUUGGUUCACAACAAGUUUAGAACCCUGGUUGCGACUACACAGGAGGAAAAUAAAUCAAAUCAGGUCGAUUUUACAGAGAUGCGGCCAGGACAUAAGUGUUGACGAUCCGGAAAUGAAGGACCCGGUAAUCUAUUCAUUUAGAUGGUAUGAGUGUUAUAUUGCUUUGAUGUUUGUCGCUGUUCGGGACUACCAGAAGGCACUGGGUUUGAACCUAGACGCCGAGGACAUCGAAGAGCUUGAGAUGGAUGGGACGCUUGAUCUGUUGGAUCAAAAUGUGGAAUAUACUUGUCAUCACGUCAAAGUCGCCAUUGAAAUACUGGAGUGCUUGGAGGAGGACUUUCUUCGAAAACACCCAGUAGCAGAUAUCUAUAUUAAUGCUUUGAAUGAAGCAUCUGUGUUUGUAUUGAAGAUAUACGGCUUUGGCGAUUGGAUCGGCCCAAUUACAGAUUCAAAAAUCGAAGGCGAUCCUAUUGGAACUUACCUUAGUUGGUUCCAGCAGCCCUUCUCAGUUAUCAGAGCUCGGGACAAACUCGAUUACAACAUUGCCGCCGCCCGGGAGGGCUACUCUACGUAUUUCCGGACAAGGUUCGGGGUCACCCACGCCAAGUUAGCGACCGUAUUCGAAGAGAUAGAGACAGCUCCCUCUUCCUCGCCACCGACAGUAACUGAAGACAUCGAAAGCGGGGGCUCCGACUCGGUACACAUGCAAGAAGUGGUUCAUACUGAGACGUACACAGAUAAGUCUGUCGAAGAGAGUUCGGUCUUGCCCCCGAGCUGCGAUUGUAGUGUCGCCAUGUACUAUCACGGCCCACCUGUGGAAAUGUAUUCCACCCCUCAAGAUUUCUCGUCACGCUCUUCGGAGCAACUUCAGCCACUUGCUAACUCCUGGGAUAGCAUGGAACAAGUCCAGUACACAAAUAUCGUUAACGUAGAGCAGCCUGUCCAACCGGAUUUAUCAAACCAAUGGAGCUACGCUAAUCAAUAUGAUCCAUAUAUGGGGUUUAUCUGGGAUCAGGAGUAUAAUAUCAUGUCAUAG
This is a messenger RNA of Orbilia oligospora ATCC 24927, 1200 nucleotides long. RefSeq lists its product as uncharacterized. Bases 1 to 1200 code for a protein of 399 amino acids. The record is from RefSeq and is a predicted model, not a curated record. Lineage: Eukaryota; Fungi; Ascomycota; Orbiliomycetes; Orbiliales; Orbiliaceae. The transcript is spliced from 2 exons.